AUGACCUUUUCCACAACUGCUAUACAACCGGCGGAACUCCCGACGUACAGCAUUCAAAACGGAUCUCGGGCUAUUCUGACCGGAUGGGGACAGACGUCUGAAAGUGACCCUUACUAUUCUGACGUUCUGAGGGAAGGGAAGGUGACGAUUUCCCAUGACAAAGAAUGUGAAGACUACUAUGGACUGACAUACCCUCACACUAUCUGCGUCAUGACUGGUCAUGGAAGCGCACCUUUCUGUCAGGGUGACUUCGGCAGCACUCUGUACUUCCAAGGGAUGGUCCACGGCAUUGCGUCCUUCUACUCUGCUGCAGGAUGUGACAGUGAUGGAGGUGAUGUCUAUACUCGCAUCUACGACUUCGUGGACUGGAUUAAGUCGCACACUGGCCUUCCAUAGUGAAACCUUCUCGAGAUGAGUUCAAGAGACAUAAUAUAAAGAUGUAAAAGA
Messenger RNA from Macrobrachium nipponense, 447 nucleotides. Its product is annotated as chymotrypsin BI-like. Lineage: Eukaryota; Metazoa; Arthropoda; Malacostraca; Decapoda; Palaemonidae. The coding region runs from base 1 to 396 and encodes 131 amino acids. Gene Ontology annotation, biological process: proteolysis. The record is from RefSeq and is a predicted model, not a curated record. Gene Ontology annotation, molecular function: serine-type endopeptidase activity. The transcript is spliced from 4 exons.